CCCACCCUCGCCCUUUCCUCCUGUCACGUAUAUAAGGUCCCUACACCCUGGUCUCCUUCAGUAUAGCCGGGAAGCCGCCGGGGUGUUCGUGGAGGUGCAGUGAAGUGAUCGUAAUUUACAGAGCCGUACACUUGUACUCGUGAGUCUGACAUUCUUGAUCGCCUUCUAAGCACCUACCACCGACAUGCCUGGCCACGUCGUCAAGAGCACGGGUCCCGACCCCGACCCCACUGAGUACCUGUAUGUGUCCAUGGAGCAGAAGCGCAUCGACCAGACCAAGCCUUACGACGCAAAGAAGUCCUGCUGGGUCCCCGACGAGAAGGAGAGCUAUGUGCAGGGCGAGAUCCAGGGCACCAAGGGAGACCUGAUAACUGUUGGCCUACCUAAUGGAGAAACAAAGAACUUCAAGAAGGACCAGGUUUCACAGGUCAACCCUCCCAAAUACGAAAAGUGUGAGGACAUGUCCAACCUGACUUACCUUAACGAUGCCUCCGUCCUGUACAACUUGAAGACCCGCUACCAGGCCAAGCUCAUUUACACCUACUCUGGCCUCUUCUGCAUCGCCGUCAACCCCUACAAGCGUUACCCCAUCUACACCAACCGCACCGUCAAGAUCUACCAGGGCAAGAGGCGUAAUGAGGUGCCUCCCCAUCUCUUUGCCAUCUCCGACGGCGCCUACAGUGCCAUGUUGCAAUGUCGCGAAAACCAGUCUAUGCUUAUCACUGGUGAGUCUGGUGCUGGUAAGACAGAAAACACAAAGAAGGUGCUGUCCUACUUCGCCAACGUCGGCGCCUCCUCUAAGAAGAAGGGGGAAGAUUCAAAGCCGAACUUGGAGGACCAGAUCGUUCAAACCAAUCCCAUCUUAGAAGCUGUCGGUAAUGCCAAGACGACUCGUAAUGACAACUCUUCCCGUUUCGGUAAGUUCAUUCGUAUCCACUUCGGUCCGUCUGCUAAGCUGUCUGGUGGUGACAUUGAGGUCUACCUGCUGGAGAAGGCUCGUGUCAUCUCCCAGCAACCCGCUGAGCGUUCUUACCACAUCUUCUACCAGCUCAUGUCCGACCACGUCCCUGAAGUCAAGCCAAUGUGCUACCUGAGCAACGACAUUUACGACUACCACUAUGUGUCUCAGGGAAAGGUCACUGUGCCUUCUAUUGAUGACAAAGAAGAGAUGGACUUUACCCAUAAAGCCUUUACCAUCCUGAACUUCUCCGAUGACGACCGUGACAACUUCUACAGGUGCACUGCUGCCGUUAUGCACUUCGGUGAGAUGAAAUUCAAGCAGAGGGGUCGUGAGGAACAGGCUGAAGCCGAUGGUACCGAGGUCGGUGAAACUAUUGGCAAACUCCUGGGUGUGGAUGGUGUUGAGUUGUACAGGAACUUGUGCAAGCCCAAGAUCAAGGUCGGCGCUGAGUUCGUCACCCAGGGUAGGAACGUGAAUCAGGUUCUCUACUCCGUCGGCGCUCUGUCCAAGGCGCUGUACGACCGGGUUUUCAAGUCCCUCGUGAGGAAGUGUAACAUCACCCUCGAGACUGGCCAGAAGCGCGUUAUGUUCAUUGGUGUGCUUGACAUUGCUGGUUUUGAGAUCUUCGAUUUCAACGGCUUCGAGCAAAUUUGCAUCAACUUCUGUAACGAGAAGUUGCAGCAGUUCUUCAACCACCACAUGUUCGUGCUGGAGCAGGAGGAGUACAAAAGGGAAGGCAUCAACUGGGUCUUUGUCGACUUCGGUAUGGAUCUGCAGGCCUGUAUCGAUCUCUUCGAAAAGCCUUUAGGUCUCCUUGCCAUUCUCGAGGAAGAGUCCAUGUUCCCUAAAGCAACAGACAAGUCGUUUGAAGAAAAGCUGAAGAACAACCACCUCGGAAAAUCCUCCAACUUCAUCAAGCCGAAGCCGCCCAAGCCCGGCCAGAAGGAGGCCCACUUCGCUAUCGUCCACUACGCCGGCACGGUGCCCUACAACCUCGCCGGCUGGCUCGAGAAGAACAAGGACCCCCUCAACGACACUGUCGUGGACGCGCUUAAGAAGUCUACCAAUCCGCUCCCCGUCGAGUGCUUCGCUGACCACCCCGGCCAGUCUGGCGGCGGCGACGCCAAGGGUGGCGGGCGUGGUAAGAAGGGCGGCGGCUUCAUCACGGUGUCUUCAGGGUACAGGGAGCAAUUGGCCAAUCUAAUGAAGACCCUCAAUGCUACUCAGCCUCACUUCAUUCGUUGCAUUGUGCCUAACGAAACGAAAUCACCUGGCGUCGUCGAGGCUCCUUUGAUUAUGCAUCAGCUGACUUGUAAUGGUGUGCUCGAGGGCAUCCGUAUCUGCCGAAAGGGCUUCCCCAACAGGAUGCCCUAUCCUGAUUUCAAGCAUCGUUACUGCAUCUUGGCCUCAAGAGCAAUGGCAGCCGAGACGGAAGAAAAGAAAGCAGCAGGAGUUUGUCUAGAAUCCGUUAAAAUGCCAGAAGAAAACUAUCGUCUCGGUCAUACAAAGGUAUUCUUCCGUGCCGGUGUCCUGGGUCAGCUGGAGGAGAUUCGCGAUGACCGCCUGGCCAUGGUCCUAUCCUGGCUGCAGGCCUGGAUCCGUGGGUACAUCAGCCGCAUACAGUACAAGAAGCUUCAGGAGCAGCGCGUCGCCCUCAUCGUCGUGCAGCGUAACCUUAGGAAGUACCUCAAGCUCCGCAACUGGCCUUGGUACCGCAUGUGGCAGAAGGUCAAGCCGCUCCUCAACGUCACUCGCGUCGAGGACGAAAUGCGCGCCCUCGAGGAGAAGGCGGCCAAGGCCCAAGAAGACUAUGAACGCGAAGCUAAGCUUCGCAAGGAGCUCGAGGUUGCCAACGUUACUCUUCUUGAGGAAAAGAAUAACUUGCUGGUUGCUCUUGAAUCUACAAAAGGAAACGUGGCUGACUUCCUUGACAAGCAGUCAAAACUCCAGAGCCAGAAGGCUGAUCUUGAAGCCCAGCUUAAUGAAACAACUGAACGUUUGCAAAAUGAAGAAGAAUCCCGUAACCAACUGUUUCAGACUAAAAAGAAGUUAGAACAAGAAAUUAAUGGUUUCAAGAAGGAUAUUGAAGACUUUGAAUUGACCAUCCAAAAAUCAGAGCAAGACAAGGCAACAAAGGAUCAUCAGAUCAGGAAUCUCAAUGAUGAGAUCGCUCACCAGGAUGAACUCAUCAACAAGGUGAACAAGGAAAAGAAGCAUCUGCAGGAAUGCAACCAGAAGACAGCCGAGGACCUUCAGGGUAUUGAGGAUAAAUGCAAUCAUCUUAAUAAGGUGAAGUCCAAGCUUGAGCAAACGCUUGAUGAGCUUGAGGAUUCUCUUGAACGUGAAAAGAAGCUGCGUAGUGAAGUGGAAAAAGCAAAGAGGAAGGUUGAAGGUGACCUAAAGCUUACUCAGGAAGCUGUUGCCGAUCUAGAGCGCAACCACAAGGAGUUGGAGCAAACUAUCCAGCGCAAGGACAAAGAAAUUGCUGCUCUUGCUAGCAAACUUGAAGAUGAACAAGGGCUGGUUUCCAAGUCACAAAAACAGACAAAGGAACUACAAGCCAGAAUUGAAGAACUCGAGGAGGAAGUAGAACAUGAGCGCCAAGCCCGUGCUAAAGCAGAGAAAUCCAAAACUCAUUUGGGCCGCGAGUUAGAGGAACUUGGUGACCGCCUGGAUGAAGCUGGAGGAGCCACAGCAGCUCAAAUUGAGCUCAACAAGAAGCGUGAAGCUGAACUUGUCAAACUGCGGCGAGAUAUUGAGGAAGCCAACAUUCAGCAUGAAGCCGCUCUAGCCAGUCUGCGGAAAAAGCAUAAUGAUGCAGUUGCAGAAAUGUCGGAGCAAAUCGACCAUCUUAAUAAGAUGAAAGCCAGGACUGAGAAAGACAAGGACGCCAUGAAACGUGAGGGAGAAGAUGCCAAGGCAGCCAUGGAUGGUCUCGUUCGUGAUAAGGCUGCUGGUGAGAAAAUCAACAAGCAGCUGAUGCACCAGAUCAAUGAGCUUCAGUCUAAGCUUGAUGAGGCCAACCGCACCCUGAAUGAUUUCGAUGCUGCCAAGAAGAAGCUUGCAGUCGAAAAUUCAGAUCUUCUGAGGCAGUUGGAAGAAGCAGAAAACCAAGUAGGCCAGCUGUCGAAACUCAAGCUUUCACUUACCAAUCAGCUUGAAGAUACUAGAAAACUUGCUGAUGAAGAGAGUAGGGAGCGCGCAACUCUUCUUGGAAAGUUCCGCAACUUGGAGCAUGACAUUGAUGGUCUCCGUGAGCAGCUUGAUGAGGAGAGCGAAGGAAAAGGUGAUAUCAUGCGCCAGCUUUCCAAGGCUAAUGCCGAGUCUCAGAUGUGGAGAGCCAAGUAUGAAUCUGAGGGUGUUGCUCGUGCUGAAGAACUGGAGGCUGCUCGAAUGAAACUUGCUGCUCGCCUUGAAGAAGCCGAGGGGCAGAUUGAACAACUGAACAUCAAGAACAUGAAUCUUGAGAAGAAUAAGCAGCGCAUCUCCUCCGAGCUCGAGGCACUGCAUAUUGCUGCUGAACGUGCUCAAACCUUGGCUGAUUCUGCUGAGAAGAAGCAGAAGAACUUUGAUAGAAUUAUCUCUGAAUGGAAAAUGAAGGUUGAUGACCUCUCUGCCGAGCUGGAUGCUGCUCAGAAGGAAUGCCGUAAUUACUCCACUGAGCUUUUCCGUGUUAAGGCUGCAUAUGAAGAAAAUAUUGAACAACUUGAUUCCGUGAGACGUGAAAACAAGAAUCUUGGUGAUGAGAUCAAGGACCUCAUGGACCAGAUUGGGGAGGGAGGCCGGUCACUUCACGAGGUACAGAAGAAUGCCAGGCGACUCGAGAUUGAGAAGGAAGAGCUCCAGGCAGCUCUAGAAGAGGCUGAGGCUGCCCUGGAACAGGAAGAGAAUAAGGUGUUGCGUGCACAACUUGAGCUGAGUCAGGUCAGACAAGAAAUCGACAGACGCAUUCAGGAGAAGGAGGAAGAGUUCGACAACACUCGAAAAUGUCACCAGCGCGCUAUCGAUUCCAUGCAAGCUUCCCUUGAGGCUGAGGCUAAGGGCAAGGCAGAAGCUCUUCGAAUGAAGAAAAAACUUGAGUCCGACAUCAAUGAGCUCGAAAUUUCUCUUGAUCACUCUAACAAGGCGAAUGUUGACCUUCAGAAGCACAUCAAGAAGCUUCAGGGUGAGAUGAAGGACAUGCAGGUGCGCAUCGAUGAGGAGCAACGUCUCUCAUCCGAAUACCGCGAGCAGUAUGGCAUCUCCGAGCGACGCGCUAAUGCUCUUCAUGGGGAACUCGAGGAGUCUCGCACUCUUCUUGAACAGUCGGACCGUGGUCGCCGCCAGGCCGAGUCUGAACUGUCUGAAGCCCAUGAUCACAUCAAUGAUCUUUCUGCCCAGAACGGAUCCCUCACCGUCGCCAAGAGGAAGCUUGAGAGUGAAAUGCAGACGAUGCAGGCUGACCUUGACGAAAUGCUGAACGAGGCCAAGAACUCGGAGGAGAAGGCCAAGAAGGCCAUGGUUGACGCCGCUCGCCUGGCCGACGAGCUCCGCGCCGAACAAGAGCACGCCCAGAACCAGGAGAAGAUGCGUAAGGGUCUGGAGGUAUCAGUGAAAGAACUCCAGACGCGUCUUGAAGAGGUCGAAAAUAAUGCGAUGAAAUUGGGUAAGAAAGCUGUUGCCAAGCUGGAGUCCAGAGUGCGUGAACUUGAAGGUCAGCUGGACGACGAAGCUCGCCGUCACGCCGACGCCCAGAAGAACCUGAGGAAGUGCGAGAGGCGCAUCAAGGAACUCACCUUCCAGUCCGACGAGGACAAGAAGAACCACGAGAGGAUGCAGGACCUGGUCGACAAGCUCCAGCAGAAGAUCAAGACCUACAAGCGCCAGAUCGAGGAGGCCGAGGAGAUCGCCGCCCUCAACCUGGCCAAGUUCCGCAAGGCUCAGCAGGAGCUGGAGGAGGCUGAGGAACGAUCCAACAAUGUCGGCGGGCCCAGGGAACGCUCCAUCCUUAAUUUCUAAGAAGAAAUGCCUUUAAACGCUCCCGGAGGAACUGAAACAGAACAUGAAAAGGUGUGGUGAUUGUGUAUUCAUUUAUACACAUAUCCAAAUAGUAUAUAAACACAUUAUCCCAUGUAAUUGGUUAUAAUGUAGUUUCUUAUUUGAUUCCAGACUCAAUUUUACUCUUAGAUAUUAGUGAACUUGUGUACCUUAAUAAAAAUUAAAUGCAUUAUUUCAGAUGUCAAAAAA
Messenger RNA from Penaeus chinensis, 6187 nucleotides. Its product is annotated as myosin heavy chain, muscle-like. Bases 185 to 5959 code for a protein of 1924 amino acids. Gene Ontology annotation, cellular component: myosin complex. NCBI's taxonomy places the organism in Eukaryota, Metazoa, Arthropoda, Malacostraca, Decapoda, Penaeidae. Gene Ontology annotation, molecular function: ATP binding; actin filament binding; cytoskeletal motor activity. The transcript is spliced from 22 exons. The record is from RefSeq and is a predicted model, not a curated record.